Molecule: messenger RNA, 180 nt
Organism: Fusarium coffeatum
Lineage: Eukaryota; Fungi; Ascomycota; Sordariomycetes; Hypocreales; Nectriaceae
Exons: 3
Coding region: 1-180 (59 amino acids)
Source: RefSeq, a predicted model, not a curated record
AUGGCUCGUGGCAACCAGCGUGAGAAGGCUCGUGAGAAGAACCUCAAGAACAACAAUGCGAAGACCAAGACCAACAUGAGCGGUACUCAAAUGCAGCACGCCAAAGAGUCCAACGCCGAUAUUAUGCGACAGAAGCAGGCUGCUGCUGAGGCUCGCAAGGCCGCUGAGGCCAAGAAAUAA